AUUUUCUAUAAAAUAUUCACACACACACUCACACACGCACACACACACAUAGAAACACAUAACUUCGUCAUCUAAUAAUUUUUUUUUUAAAAAAAGAAAGUUAAAAAAAGAAGAAAAGACGGAAAACAUUCAAUCAAUAUAUUUUACCAAAAAUGUUUAUGUAAUUAACGAAUCAGAUCAUUAAAGAAGUAAGAAAAAACUAAAAACAAAAUAAAAUAAAAUAGAAUUGGAAAUAAAACAAUUCAGUUGUAAAUUUUAACUUAGAUCAUAUUACUAUCAAAUUAUUCAACUAUCUAUCUAUAUUACUGAUUAGUGCAAUAAAAUAAAUAAUCAAAGAUCUUCCUCUUAUUUUUAUUUAUUUAUUCAUCAUCAUCAUCAUCAUCAUGACAACAAAUGAAAACAAUAAUCAAUUAGAAAUCAAUCAAUCAAUCAAUUAUACUGAAUCAAUUUAUCAUUUAUGUUAUGGUUAUUUAAUACAUGAUUUAAAAAUUAAAAAUAAAUCACAAUUAUUUGAUAGAACUAUUGCUGAAAAUGAAAUUGAUCAUAUUAAACCAAUAUGUUCUAUACGUUUAUAUUUAUUAUUUUGUAAAGAUUGUUUACGUAUAAAACGUUAUAUAACUAAUACAAAUCGUUAUAAACGUUAUACAUUAUAUUAUAAACAAAUUGAAGUGUAUUAUUUUACACCCUAUAUGAAAAAUGUAUUAAUAUUAGGUAUCCUAUCACCAAAUGGUCUAAAACGUAGUUAUCAAUAUAUUUAUAUUAAAAAUAAUGAUGAUCAUUUUAAAAUACAAACAAUAUUAAAUCAAAUAUUUGAAAAUUCAUUAAAAAUAUUAACAAAUAUGCCAAUUAUUGGUCAAUUAUUAAUUAAAAGUUUUCAUAAUGAAUCUGUACGUAGUAAAAGAUUAGGACAAAUAAUUUUAGAUGAUUUACAUACAUCUAAUGAUAUGGUUAAUGAAAUCAAAGAAAAUGAUGAUAGUAAUCCAAUCAUUAAUGAAUAGAUAAAUGAAAAUAAUAAAAACUUAUCUUAAAUAUGGAUGAUACCUUUUUUUUAUAAAAAUCCUCAUCCAAAUAUACAUUUUUAUAUGAUAAUAAUUUUGUAAAGACGUAUGUGUAUUCUAUAUUUAAUUAAAUAAAUUUGUUUAUUAUUAAAACUUAUAAUUGUUUCAAUGGUUAAGAUCACGAGUCAGUUGAAGCUAGACCACCA
This is a messenger RNA of Schistosoma bovis, 1204 nucleotides long. NCBI's taxonomy places the organism in Eukaryota, Metazoa, Platyhelminthes, Trematoda, Strigeidida, Schistosomatidae. The record is from the annotation of a GenBank genome assembly.